Messenger RNA from Didymodactylos carnosus, 1298 nucleotides. The record is from the annotation of a GenBank genome assembly. Lineage: Eukaryota; Metazoa; Rotifera; Eurotatoria; Philodinida; Philodinidae.
AUGUGUUUUAUUAGAGGCCGGCCAAGGCAUCCACAAAGCCAAGGUUUGGCAGAAAGAGGUAAUGGUGUGCUUUGUGAUUCUUUAGAUUCAGAUUAUUGGCGAAUUAUUAAAGAUCAAAAUAUUGAAGUUGAAGAAAUGUUGUCAGUGCUGGUCGAAGCACAACAAAAAUCAGGUGAAUCAACCAAUGACUAUGCACUUCUUGAUGAAGCAAAUUCUGUUUUAGGUAAUGAAGGAGACGAUGAAUCCCGAUACGACGACGUCUGCCCUCCGAUUUUUCCGCGUAACUUACUCGAACGCGGAUCUCGUUGUUAUUCGAAAAAAUGUUCAUGACCUCCCGUAAUUCCUUUUCCACUUCUUCUUUAGUCUCAUUCAGUAAUAUCUCUACUGGAAAACGAAAAUGUUCGCAAUAAUGGUCAGACAAUCGUGAAGAUUAAUGGCAGGGCUUGACAGAAUUCUGUUCGCGAGAGUUACGUUAUAGCCGAAUGUUCUUUUUUGCGUAUAUAUAGUAGAUACGUUGGGCAAUAACGUCGUCUGAAAAGGUGACAGAACGCAAAAGUGACUAUGUGAAUAAGUGAUCAUUUUAUUCACUCAUCUUAUUUGUAACAUCCCUAAUGUGUAUAUCGCUGCCAACUCAGCUCUUUUUUUAAUCGAUCAGUUUCAUUCAGUUUGUUUUAUAGUGACGUAAGUGCAAAAAGAAUCCAUGCUAGAAGUGAGAAAGUUCUCGUUAGUUAAGAAAUGAUGGCCGGUCAUCAAUUGUUUAUAGCACACCAAGCAUCUAUCAGAAAUAAGAAAAAACAAAUCUAUUAAAUACAGUUUGAAACUCGACCGGAUAAUGGACAAUUUCAGCUAACAGCAACUUACAAACAGUCGAUACAAACAUUUGAUAUAAAGAAAAAGAAUUAAUAAAUACGGUGGAACGUCAGCAUAUAUAGCGCACAAGCGGCAAGAAUUUAGAGAACUAUGUUACUGUUCUUUGAAUGAUAAAAUGUCGCCGCACCCAUGAUGGCAAUCAACAUUAACUCGUGUAUAUACACGACUUAAAAGAAAAUCUAAAAAGAACGAGAAUAAUUCAGCAUAAUCUUCCCUAGAAAGAACGGGGGACGAUAAGAACCGAAAUCGGGCUCUUCUCAAAUUUGUCUUAUGUCAACUUAUCAGAUGCAGUUUUUGUCUGCGAUUAUGCUCAUGUGUGCAUGUUCUUGAAAGACCUAUUUACAGCUCAUCUUCAAGUCCCUGAAAUUCUCUAUGGAAUGAUAUAUACAGUAGAGUGGUUAGCGAGAAAAUCAAUGAAUAUUAUAGAC